GGGGAGAGUAUCUCCAUGUGCAGUGUAUAAUCAAUAAUGUACAUACAUACUACUACAAUUAAAUGGAGAUAAAAAGGACGACGUACAAAUGCAUAGUGAGAUGAUGGAGUAUAAGAUAGGUGCGGGGUUCGUUUCCCAUGUUGAGUGACCUAAAAGAUACCCAAUUCUUUUUUUGGGAAAAGGGGAUAAGCAUAUAUUUCUUACUUGUUCGUCGAAUGAAUCUAACUUUAUUCAUGUAGGAGGAAUAAACUAGUUUAUAAGGUGGUGAUGAUAAACAACUGCUUGAAAUUCAGUCCGCCAUUUUUUUCAUGAAUGUGGAAGAUUGGAGCUCCAGAUCUGUCAAUUACCCACUCGUAGAUUGCUGCCGAAAUUUGGCUCCUGAAUUGGGAGUUUAUGCUCAGAAGGGUAUUAUUGGAAAAUGGGAACAGUGACAAUUGAAACCGAUAGUUUAUGCUCAAAAGAAUAUGCAGCUUUGGGGCUAAAAGGCUCGAGAAAGGACAAUAUAGGAAAACCCGGAGUUUUAUCACUUCUCUCGACGUUUUUGGAGAGAUCUGUUCAGAAAAACGAAAGGACAAUGGAAACUUCAGAUACGAAAGAUGUUAUCACCAUAUUUCAUGGCUUAUGUGCACCUUCUCUGAGCAUCGAACAGUACAUCGAUCGGAUUUUUAAGUAUUCGUGCUGCAGCCCUUCGUGCUUUGUUAUUGCAAAUAUAUAUAUGGAUCGGUUUAUGCAGCGGACAAAUUUAUCAUUAAAUUCCCUCAAUAUUCACCGGCUCCUUAUCACAAGCGUAAUGGUGGCUGCAAAAUUUAUCGACGAUGCAUUCUUCAACAAUGCCUAUUACGCUAGAGUGGGAGGCGUAAGUACAGCAGAACUGAACAAAUUGGAGAUGAAAUUUUUAUUCUCUCUAGAUUUCAGACUUCACGUUAGUGUACAGACGUUUCGAAAAUAUUGUGCCCUCCUCAAACAAGAAGCCGCAGGUGGCCCCGUUGAGCGCUCAAUCCACGCGUGUGGAGUGGAAGAGAGCUGGCCGAACAAAGCUAGGUUAAGAAGAGAAUAUCACCAUGCACUCAAAUCUCGUCAAGAAUGAUACAUAUCCACGCAAAUUUUCUGUACAAUAAAAUAUCGUAAUCUUUAUCGCAAGUUUCAAUCAGCUCAAAUUUUGUUUGUAGGGGAAUGAAAACGACACCAUGUACAGUAUAAUACACAUUAUGAUAUAAUCUUAAACAUUUAA
Messenger RNA from Erythranthe guttata (spotted monkey flower), 1231 nucleotides. The record is from RefSeq and is a predicted model, not a curated record. NCBI's taxonomy places the organism in Eukaryota, Viridiplantae, Streptophyta, Magnoliopsida, Lamiales, Phrymaceae.